GGCACAUAAUCCGAAGCAAUAUUUUUAUCAUAUAUGUAGCCCAUCGCCUCCAGCAGCCUACCUCUUGAACAGUACAGUACUCAGUACUACAGCAUCAACCGCUCUAUUUCCCUCCAGAACCAUCAAUCUCAAGCCUUGCUUCUGACCUACAACCAUCCACAAUGGGCGCAUCCACCAUCCUCAUCUCGACCAUCCUAGCCCUCGGCGCCACUGCUCUAACAGCAGUAGCAGCAGCCACCACCACAAACACCACAGCGACAACCAGUCCAUUCCCCAGCACCCUCAACAUCACCACCCUGACAGCCCACAACAACCACUCCGUGCUCGAAUGCUGGGCCCUCCAACCGGGCUACUCCCUCACCUCCGAGGCCGGGGUCUCCGGCAACGCCGUCCUCAAUCUGGGCCCCAUCACCGGCAACGCAACCAACAUCCUCAUCCCCGCCAACUAUGACGGCGGCCAACAUAAUGCUCCCGCGCUGCAAUGGGUGAUUUUCCUCUCCGGAGUGGCGCACAUCACGCUUCCGACCUCCGCGGACGAGGCGUGGGUGACCGGGGGCAAGAACGGGGCGAUCCUGGCGCUGGACACCCAGGAGGUGAGCGCGGAGGGCCACGCGACGACGUAUCCGUCCGGUCAGAUGACGGUGGCGGUGGAGGUGCCCUUGGCGGAGGUGCCGGCGCAUCGGGUGUUGCAUUCGGGGGCUUCCGGGUGA
Aspergillus aculeatinus CBS 121060 is the source of this 710-nucleotide messenger RNA. RefSeq lists its product as uncharacterized. The transcript has 3 exons. Lineage: Eukaryota; Fungi; Ascomycota; Eurotiomycetes; Eurotiales; Aspergillaceae. The coding region runs from base 162 to 710 and encodes 182 amino acids. The record is from RefSeq and is a predicted model, not a curated record.